AUGGCGGAUAGAUUUGAGCGAGCGUUCAGGUUGCAGCAGGAACUGAAUCGCAGGGGCGUUUCGAUGCCUCGCCUCCUGAAUGCAAACAACUCACCCGCCAUCUCGUCCGCGCCGAACGCUGCCGAGAACCGCCCAACCCCCUCCCCGCAGCCGCAGCAUCGACAGACAGUCCCCCCGGCGACGCGCACCGUCGACCAAACGGCCCGGGGCCGCGACGAAGUGGCUUCAUCUUGGUCGUUUCCCGCUUUCUCCGAGAUCCGGCGCCGCGUGAGCGACGGUUGGAGUUGGACAGCCGAGACGGUAGCAUCGAACUUGUGUGAAGUCUGGCACGUUGCCGGAUUGAUGGGGGGAUGCGUUCGCGUCGUCUGGAUCUACGUGCAUGGAGUCAGCAGUCCUGUUCUGUGCUUUAUUUGGCGACCGAUCAAGUGGGCUCUCAUCAUCGUCGUCAUCGUCCUCGUUGUGUUGGCCGCCUUGUUCGGAAUCGCAGUCCAUCUCUGGGACGCAUCCAACCUAGCAAUCCCAUUAUCCUUCGUCCUGUCUCUAGGGCAGGGCAUCACAAGAACCAUCACUUCCUGGGCCGUCUGGACCACGAGCAAAAUCCAUGCCAAACCCCUCGGCACGAACACCGUCCUCACCAUGACCGCAUCGGUCUCGCCAGCACCGGCCUUCACCCCGGCUCUGCCCGUGGUGUUCAUCCCCAAGGGUCUCGCGCCCGAAUUCAGAGACUUCGAAAACUGCAUGGACUACCUCAGCAAGAUCCCCAUCGGAGCGGUACAGCCGAGGAACGUGCCCAAGAGCGUGAGCAUAGUUUGGGACGUGCUGGCGGGCGGCGGUGACAACGUCGGAUCCCGGAACGAGGGGAGUCUCACCGGUCCGAUGGCCUGGAGUUCCAUCUGGGACCAGAUCCACCCGUCGCUCAACACGAUACGAGUUCACAACGUACUCGUCACAGCGAACGAGACGCGCCAGUUCGAGACGGAGUCGGCGCAGGCAGCGCGUCUCCUCCAGGACAUGCGCCAGCGACCGGCCGCCGAGGAACCGGCCAGAACCUCGGGGUUCCUGGGCUGGCUGCGCGCGCUGUUCGGUCCCGAUGGCGUCGAGGAGGCCAGGAAGCAGCUUGUCAAUGUGCGGCUGAGCGAAGUCGGCAAGAUGGUCGAGAAGUCCCGGAAUUCGAGGCAGUGGAUGCACGAUACCGUGCGGAACAUCCCGGACACGUCGAUGAAGGAGGUCAAGGAGACUAGAGUCACGUUCUGGACUUCAGUCACGUUCUCGACUUGA
Messenger RNA from Colletotrichum karsti, 1278 nucleotides. RefSeq lists its product as uncharacterized. Bases 1 to 1278 code for a protein of 425 amino acids. NCBI's taxonomy places the organism in Eukaryota, Fungi, Ascomycota, Sordariomycetes, Glomerellales, Glomerellaceae. The record is from RefSeq and is a predicted model, not a curated record. The transcript has a single exon.